CGCGCGCAGACAGGGAAAGAGCGCCGCGCUGCACGCAAGCGCGCAACGAAGCUCCCAAGCACACGAGCAGGGAAAGGGCACGAGACUAUCGUUAGCGGGCGAAGUAGUACACAUAACCCGGAUGAAGCAACAGAACUUACGUCAUCCCAGCGUUCUGCGAUAAAUGUAGUGUGGUUCGGAACCAACUUAGGUCGCUUUCUCUUCUGCUCAGCACUCGUUCUGUGGAUAGAUGCUCUUGGAUUUAAGUCGGGGAACAGGAAUCACGAAUGGUUGGCAAAGCAGACCGCAGCAAAUCGCGCGCGAGACGCACAGACGCACAAGCGAAUCCGGAGACUUUCUUCUCGCAAUCGCUUCACAGAGCUGCUGACAAGAUGUGGUUAGAUGUACAAGAAGUGCAUGAAAAUAAGAACUGGAUGAAGAUGCAGGAGCUGGUGCAGGAGCAAACAUCACAUUUAAGCCGGAGCAGCAGUAGUGCUGCUACGGGCGAGAAUCUUACUGCAACACCAACAGCGGAGCAAUAUCGCGGAGCGGAUCUUGUGACUUGGUGCCAGGCUUGUGUCCGCCUUUUUGUAGCGCGUGAGGCGGCCAAGCUCCUGAGCCGGUCGUUUUGUGCACUACCUAGCCAGGAGCGUCCUCGCGGCACGGGAACCGUGGAAACGGGCGCAACAAAUGGAGAAAAAACUUCCGCGACAUAUGCAUCCGCGGAAGCCUAUCUAGACGAGGCCGGGCGACUUGAUGUUCUUCGUGAAAAGAGUGAAUAUGACGCCGGACUCUCCACGUUGCCGAGUGAUGAAACAUUUAGCGCGUCCCUUGCUGUAAAGGAGCUUGUGGAGCUUGCCGGGGGAGUGUUAGCACUGUGGGGAACAAAUGGAAAUAUAGGGGAAGAAUUUGCAUAUCGAGACGUCCAGCAUCAAUAUUCCACGUUUUCAGAGGUAGUAGCACCUGAUCGCCACUCUAGUAGAGCACUGUCAUCUCCUACGAAAAGAACCGAUAAGAAUGUGGAUAUAGAAAAACCUGAUGAAGAACGAGGGCACUCAGAGAAAGACGAAUGCGCAUUGAUGAUGCAUGACGUACGAGGGAGCGUUCCCAGCGCGGAUUCGUUAGAGUCGGAUCUGCGACACGUUGCGGCAGCCGCGGCCGAAGCUGCGUCAUGUAGUACGGUAUUUGAGUGCCGACUGCGAAGCGCGUUGCUGGCUGUGUGUUGCGAUCACUGACGCAUGAAGCCUUUAUCAAUGACUUGAAGACAUAUGUCAAAUAGGCUGUUGUUUUGGCUGAAGAAGGCACUGUCGUUUUUAAUUUGCGUUUCUCUUUUGCGUUUCGGAGUUCAUAACGGAGUUUGUGCAUACUUAAUAGCUGUUCGCUCUGCAGCCGGCGUCAUGCUUAUUUUCAGUCAAGCCGCUAAUAGUGAAAUUACUAGCAUACUGGAAGAUAUUAUUUAACGAAAAUGUAUUAGAACGUAUCGUCAAUGAAAUCUUAGGCACGCUGCCGAAUAGAUUCGAGGCGUCAUAUUCGUCCGCUACGCGCUUACUCUGAUAAAAUAAUGGUCCGGGUAAAAUGCGGCCGACGCUCCUAAGUUGGGCGUCACGCGUCGUUUCAAUAUUUCUUCUAAAUUUUCCUACGCUCGCAGGAUUUGAUCCCUGGUUCAAUGUGCAAGUGAGUCUUAAGUUUCAGGUCAGCAGAGCACAUGUCAAAAAUAGCAAUCGACUGCAAUCGAGAGGUAGACAACAAAUACACGUUUUAGUUGUUGAAAAGAAAAUAGGAGAGCUGCAUCGCUGCGCAUCCGGACAGAGCACUACUUUGCAAUUCGAAUGAAAAUUGAAGUUGCUUCUAGUACGAAAAAUACUCCGAUAACCAGCACAGUGGAGGUAGUCAAAAC
Messenger RNA from Amoebophrya sp. A25, 1876 nucleotides. Lineage: Eukaryota; Dinophyceae; Syndiniales; Amoebophryaceae. The record is from the annotation of a GenBank genome assembly.